Miscanthus lutarioriparius is the source of this 1341-nucleotide messenger RNA. The record is from the annotation of a GenBank genome assembly. NCBI's taxonomy places the organism in Eukaryota, Viridiplantae, Streptophyta, Magnoliopsida, Poales, Poaceae.
AUGUCGGCAGCGGCCGUGGCUCCCCGCGCGCCCGGCGCCGCCCGGAGGCUGUCGUCUCAGUCUCCGAAGCCACCCGGGUCCAGGGACAACAAGGAGCCUCCUCCCCAGCGCGAGGACGCUGCUGACAAGGCCGCUAGGAGGAGGCUGCUGCCGUCGUCGUCGGCCCCGUCCCCGUCCCCGACAACAAGGGGCGCCGCGGCGUCCAUGCUGCUGCGCCGCGCCGCAGGCGCCGCCGGUGGGCGGGGGAGCAGCAGCAGCUACGUGCACCCGUCGUCUUCGCUCAGCGUGUCGUGCGCGUCGGAGGCGUCCACCGAGUCCUUCUGCAGCCGGGCGUCCACGGGCCGGAUCGGCCGCCGCCCGGCGGCCCCGCCCGUGGGAGCUCCACGGCGGAGGGCGGCGGGCUCUGCCGGCCCUCCCUCCGCGCGGCCGGCGGCGUCCAGCAGGAAGGUUGCUAGUAGCAGCAGCGUCGUCGUGCCAGGCGGUGCAGCGGCGGCCACUGUUCAAGUUCAGGUGGUGGUGCCGCCGGUGGUGGGCUUGUUGAACGGAGAACCCACCGCGGCGUCAGUGGGGCCGCCGAGAUGCCCCUGGGUUACCCCUAACACUGAUCCCUGCUACGCUGCCUUCCAUGACCAAGAGUGGGGAGUUCCAGUACAUGACGACAAGAAACUGUUCGAAAUGCUGACUGUGUCUGGUGCACUGGCUGAGAUGGCAUGGCCUGCAAUUCUCAGCAAGAGGGACACCUUCAGGGAAGUGUUCAUGAACUUUGACCCUCAGUUGGUAGCAAAGCUGAACGAGAAGAAGUUCUUGGCGCCAUGCAGCCCUACUAGCUCCCUGCUGUCGCAACACAGGCUGCGCAUAAUCAUUGAAAACGCACGUGAGUUGCUGAAGGUCAUCGACGAGUUCGGAUCGUUCAACAGCUACUGCUGGAGCUUCAUGAGCAACAAGCCAAUGGUUGGCGGAUACCGGCACACGCGGGAGGUGCCGCUGCGGACAGCCAAGGCCGACGCCAUCAGCCAGGACCUGAUGCGGCGGGGGUUCCUCGGCGUCGGGCCGACGGUGGUGUACGCCUUCAUGCAGGCGGUCGGCAUGGCCAACGAUCACCUCGUUACCUGCUACCGCUUCGAGGAGUGCUGCGAUAUUGUUGAAUCUUCGGCGGCGUCUGAUGACUACGACGGUGACAAUGGCAAGAAGCCGCAGGCGGCGGCGAGCGACCAGGCCGGAGGUGAGCAUGCUGUGUGGGCUGGUGCAGUGCGUCGCCUUGGAGCCAUCGAGAGCCGCCACCGCCACUGCUAUCAGCAUCUCAUAGCAGGAAACUGCAGUUACCUGCAUGCUGGUGACUAA